Cetraspora pellucida is the source of this 243-nucleotide messenger RNA. NCBI's taxonomy places the organism in Eukaryota, Fungi, Glomeromycota, Glomeromycetes, Diversisporales, Gigasporaceae. The record is from the annotation of a GenBank genome assembly.
CACCCAUAUCAUCUGAAGAACACACCACAACCAUGUACAACAGAACAGGUAAGUCAGGACAUUCAGACUACAGGUAAUCAUCCUCCAACUCCUACAUUGAAUAAUCUAAUUAUAGCAACUUCAAGAGUGAGUCUGCAACCACAAAGCCCUAUAGCAAUAGCAAACCAGGCACUACUGGCAUUAGCAUCCAUGAAGCUGCUUGUGCUAAAAUCAACAUCAAGAAAAUACUCAUCUAUCAAUUAA